Musa acuminata AAA Group (dessert banana) is the source of this 5046-nucleotide messenger RNA. RefSeq lists its product as uncharacterized. The record is from RefSeq and is a predicted model, not a curated record. NCBI's taxonomy places the organism in Eukaryota, Viridiplantae, Streptophyta, Magnoliopsida, Zingiberales, Musaceae. The coding region runs from base 375 to 4694 and encodes 1439 amino acids. The transcript is spliced from 4 exons.
UUGGCCGGCGCCGAAGGUGGCGAGGUCGGUGGUAGGGCAAAUGACGGGUUUCUCCUUCAGUCCUCGCUCUCCACCGCCACCACCGCCGCUUUACCUUGCAUUCUUUCCGUUGUGAUACGGUCGUCGUAUAUAGUCCAAUUUAAGGCCUCUCUCUCCUUGGAGCUUUUCCUCCCUUUUCUUGCCGACCAAGACAUGAGAUGAAAACAGCUGUCGGAUGUAGUAAGCCUCCUCGCUUCCGAUCCCUUGCGUCUCCUCUGAUCUCACUUCACAGAGGAAGAAGUCCUUGGAUUCUUCGGCCGAUCGGAUCCUGAUCCUUUUGACAAACAAGAAGGAAAGGAGAGGAAAGGCAAAGAAAAGAGAGAGAGAGAGAAGAUAUGGCAAUAAAGAGAAGGGAAAUUAAAAUGUAUAUUGAAAAAGUGAUGAUAUUGUGCAUCCAAACUAGCUACAGAUCUGCUCGGGAUCAUCCUUUUGUUUUUGCUCUGGUGUUAUUCUUGCUUGUACUAUACAUAUCGUUUCCUUGUCUGUUUGCCUUCCUGGUUUCUUCCUCUCCUGUCAUUGUCUGCACAACUCUUCUUCUUGGACUCCUCCUGAGCUAUGGAGAGCCAAAUAUUCCUGAAAUUGAGAAAGAGGAUGAGAGGACUCGGGACAUGCCUUCGGAGGAAAUUGGGGGCUCUUUUAAGCAUCUGUAUGUCAAGGAAGAUGACAACUUAAUGGUUGAAGAACAUGUAGAAUACAGAUCCCAUCAUGAGGGAAUUGCAUCCAUGGCUACAGAAAGGAGUAAUGCAGGUGAGGAUAUCUAUGAGGCAACAAAUCAAAAUGAAGGAACCAAGAAGUUAGAUGCUAUCGUGGCCACAAAGUCAUUAGAUGGGGAAGUGAACAGAGAGAAUUACAAUAAAGAGAAGGUAAUUCAAGAAAAAGAACUCCAUGGUCAAGAGAUCUUCAAGGACAGGUACCUUUAUGUUGAGAAUCCAGGUGUAACAGGAGUUGGCAAAAUUAUCAGUUCUGUUGGCAUUGCAGAUAGGCAAGAAACUGAGGACCUUAUGCUGGAGAAUGGCGAGCCUGCACUGGACCAUCAUUUCGAUUCUUCUCUAGGAUUGCCUUGGCAGUCCAUUGAUAAUGAUCAUGCUUCUUCUGAUACUGAUUCAGAUAGAGCAGAGAGUUCAUCUCCUGAUGCUUCUAUGGCUGACAUCAUUCCGAUGCUUGAUGAACUUCACCCUCUUUUAGAUUCUGAACAUCCUCAGCACGUAUCUAUCUCCAAGUCAGAUGUAGACACUGAAGGCUCAUCGUCAGACCAUGAACCAGAUGAUAAUAGUGUUGAUGAAGAAGGUGAAAACCAUGCAGAGGAAGAAGAUGAAGAAGCACAGGAGGAGAAGGAUGACGGCAUGGAAGCUGCAGUGAAGUGGACCGAAGAUGAUCAGAAAAAUGUCAUGGAUCUUGGGUCUUCUGAAUUGGAGAGGAAUCGGAGGUUAGAAAGUUUAAUUGCAAAGCGAAGAGCAAGAAAAAAUCUGGCAUUUCUGAUGGAGAGAAAUCUUAUUGACUUAGAUGCUAGUGACUCUUUUCUUAGCAGGGAUGAUCUAUCACGCUUCCGUGUCCAGGUUCCACCCAUUUCAGCACCAAGAAGAAAUCCUUUUGAUAUUCCCUAUGAUUCAGAGGAAACAAUGGAUUUGCUGCCAAUUCCAGGCUCUGCUCCCUCUUCUCUGCUGCCCAGAAGAAAUCCUUUUGAUAUUUUCUAUGAUGAGCAAGAACAAAACAGCAGCCUCACAGGUGAGACGUGGGGUCACCAAGAUUUUGUGUCAGCUCCACAUCGUGAGGUGUUAUAUAGAAGGAAUGAGACCUUCAGCUUAGGAACAAGGGAACUUCAACAAGAGAGACCUCAUUCAAGGUUGAAGUCCUACUUUGUUGCAGAGAAUAUGGAUUCUGAGGGAAGUUCUACUUUUCAUAGACAAUUCAGUGACAAGAGUGAGUCGAAAGUAAGUUAUAUUCCAGAAUCCGACACAGUUUCUUCAGUUACAGAUCAGGAAUAUAAGAGAGAGCUAGAAAAACAGGAAUUCCAACAGGAAACUGAACUGACUCCUCUUGGUAAACAUGAUGCUGAUGUUGUGGAUAAUGGAAGUCACACAACUGAAGAAGCAGAAUUGGUUGAUAUUGAAGUAAAGAAUGUGCAUCUAACUGAUGAUCUUGAAAUUGAUGUGGAUACUGACCUCAUCAUUCAAGAAAGUGAUCAAGUUGUUGAAGAUUCUGGAGCAGUAGAAGAAGAUAUUAGAGAUGGAAUACACUUAAAUCCACCCAUUUCAGAUUAUGAAAAAUUAGAUGUGGUCGAACAGAGGUAUGAUCAGCCACACUCAUCUUCAUCAGAUGAAGACAAGAAGGAUUCAGAAACAACCUUUUCUGAACAGUCAUUAAAUUUGGAACAAACAAGAAAUCUCAGAGAAUCUGAUUAUUCAACAAGGGUUGAUCAAGUUCAUGACUAUAAAGUUGCAGAACCCAUCUAUGAUUCUAGUCCACUAGUGGCUGGAAAAUCUUUCUCUGAACUAUCAACAGUUGAUGAAGCUGAAACUGAUGCAGUGGGCGCAGGUCAAGGAGACAACACUAGUUCUUCAGUGAAAUUUCAUAUGCAGAAGGAAGUUUCAGAAGUGGGUUCUUCUCCAAGUUCAAUCGAGCAAAAUGCUGCAACACCAAUUGGAGAUUUUGUAUCUGUCAAUGCAAGCGUGGAAGAGAUGGCAUCUGUCAGCACAGGGCCCUUCACAUCUGAUCAGAGUUUAAUUUCCAUAGAAGAAAAUGAAUCAAGAUCAAGGGAGAUUACUGACAUUAGCAAAUAUGAUGAUGUUAUAGUUGGAAAGUCAGCUUCUCAAGAAGGUUCCAUUCAUACAAUUUCAUGCAUGAUAGAUGAGCUAGCAGCAGCAGACAGUAUCAAUCACACAAAUUCCUCUUCAUUGACAGCUCAGUCUAGAGAGGCUGAUCCGAUUGUUGUGAACAUGAGUCACUACACCGAAAUAGAAGAGACGGUUGAAAUUACAGAGUCUUCUUAUUCAAAUAUCUCACUCUUAUCUGAUGAUUCAGUUUCAUCUGAAUUGCAGAAACCAGUGCCUUUCAUGGAAAAGUAUAGUUUGAGUUCUGAUCACAUCACUGUUAAAGAUUCUCAACUCAGCAAUUUGGACUUGGCUUCAAUCUCUGAUGACAGUCGAGAAGAUUUCAAACAACAAGACAAGGAUCCAGGCGUCACAAAUGAAGAGCUCAAGGUCAAUGUAUCUGAUAUUGAACAACAGGCCUCUUUCUUUUGGAAGUCUAGAGAAGAUAUUAGUCAUAUGGAUGAUUGUGACAAGCUUUUUCACAAACCAGAAGUCAGCACAUCAGAUCUCCUAUCUGCAGGUCAUAUUCAUGAUGGUAGUUUAACUGGGUUACAGUUGAUAUCACUGACAGAAAGCAUAACUGAGAUCAAGGCCUCUUCUGGCAGUGACCUGUCUGCAUCAAGAGAUGGAAUCAUAACUGAAGUGCUAACCAAGUAUGAAGAUGGUUCUCUGAAGAUGGUAGAUAGUUCUGAUGAGGAAUCUGAUGAGAUCCAUCCUGUGGUCUUGGAGACUGAUGAGAUGGAUGAAAGUUUGCCAACAGCAAUGGAUGGAACUGCAGAUUUUCACAUAGAAGAAUUGUCAUCUAAUCAACGAGGAUCAUUAUUCAUGUUUCAAAUGGAUAGCCAGUCUGAAGAUAUUAGCUCUGCUUCCAGAAGUUCUUUUGUGCAUGACAAUACACAGCUGCAAUUUUCUGAAGACAGAUCCACUCAAUAUGAUGAUAUAUCAUCCAACCAACCCUCUAAAGGCAGUUUUAUCGAGUCUCAGGAGGUGAGUUCAGCAGUCAGCCUGCCUAGAGUUAUAGAAUCAGAAAUUGGGUCUUCAUAUAGUUCUAGCGGGAACUUCGAGCAGAUUGUUUACAAUCCUAAGGUUCAUGUUUUUGAAGCAAGCUUGGUUCAAGAGGUUAACUCAGCAUCUAAUCAGCCCCUUCAAAAGACCAUGGUGCCUAGUGUUUCUGAUUCGAAGAUUGGCGAGCCAAUGACAGCAAAACUUAAUCUUCAGUUGAGAGAAAUGGUUGCUGCUGAAAGCAAUACAACAGAUUCAGAGCUUCUAGUUGUUGAGGCAAGAUCUGUCGAAGAUAUUCACUCGACUUUCAAACAAAUUAGUGAAGAAUUGCUUGAAAAAUCAUUAUAUCAUGAAGUUGGAUCUCAAAACUUACAUGAGUCCAGAUCUCAGAAUUUACAGGGUACUGGCGAUCUCGAUUCCAAGCAAAUGCAAUCUGAUCUGCAUGUUGAAGCAAAAUCCAUUGAAGACAGAGACAUGGCUUUUAGCCAGCUGUCACAUAGCACCAGCAAGAAAGCCCCAAAAGCGACGGGAGCAAUAGAUGGAUAUCUAGAAGUUUGUGCAAGUGAGGAGCAAUUGGAAACCAAGGUUGUUGAAGUGCAGUCUGCUGAUGAGAUUAGUUUCGCUUUUAAGGAACCUGUAGCAAGUGAAACGAGCACAAGCAUGGAACAAAUUGGUGAAAAAUCAGGAGCUGAAAUAGUGGGUGAUGUUCCUGCCUCCAAAACUUUAACAUCAAAGAAAACACAGAAGAAACACAAGCGUAGGAACUCCGUCUCAAGCUCAAGCUCAAGCUCUAGUUCUAGCUCAAGUGAUUCUGAUUUCUACGAAAAUAAGAAAGACGACUAAGGUGAAAACUCAGACGGUGAUGAAAAAUUUUGUGGUCUUCACAGUUGAGGUUUUAGUGCAACUGGUUUUUGUGGAUAGUAUUCACUGGAGUCCCUGUGUAUUUUGUAUUUGUCUUUUGAUAGCUUAUUGGUGGAGUUGAAGUUCAUGGUUUUGCCGAUUUUUCUUAGGCGAGUCUUGCAAUGUAAUUUUCUACUUGUGGGAGUCCCAUAUAGGUAUUUGUCUUUUGAUAGUUAUGUGACUACAAUUCUAUUGUGUGGCUGUUUUCUGUGAGUGAGUCUCACAAUGCAAAUAUCUGCAAAGGCUAGUGAGUGAUCUUUCCAGUGAAUGAUUAGCUUUCAGAGCAUUUAUUUUA